AGCGUCGGUGGAACGCCGAGGCGCUGACAUUUUGUGAGCAAAUGUCGGCUUGUGUUUGGUGUCAACAUCAGUUGUGGUAGAAUUGCGAAGAAAACAUCCAUUUGUGAGGGCUACGUCCGAAUAUUUUAUUAGUGUACACAAAGAGGCAAGUAUUUGCGAGAUGUCUGCGGACACUACAAACGCCAAGGUGGAAAGUACCACCGAGAAAACUCAAGAUGUGAAACCGGCGUUGAUGAAUAAUCAGAACAACCAGAAGCCACAGGGCGGUUUUAGACGCGGAGGCGGCGGUGGCGGAGAUCGCGGAGGCGGCCCGAGCUUCAACCGCGGUGGAAUGCGUCGCCCCAACACGAAUCCCUAUCCAAAGGGCAACGAGGACAAGAAGAGAUUCCGUCCGAAUUUCCAGGGUGGCGGUGGUGGUCCUGGAGGAGGAGGCGGCGGCGGCGGUGGCCCCGAGAACAAUAUUGUUAAGAUGCAGGAGCGUAUGAUCAAGGAGAAACUGAGCGAAGUCUCCGGUCCUACCGUCGAUCUGCCGCAGCUCAACCAGACCGAGAAGAAAUUCUCGAGUAGAAGCCGGUUGUACAUUGGCAAUUUGUCGCCGGAGGUUACCGACGCCGAGCUCACAGACAUAUUCAAGAAGUAUGGUGAAGUGAACGAGAUUUUCAUCAACAAGGAGAAGCAUUUCGGCUUCAUCCGCUUCGAUUACCAUUUCAACGCUGAGAAGGCGAAGAAUGAAUUGAACGGAACUGCUUUGAACGGUAAGACUCUGAAGAUACGCUUCGCCCCCAACGGUUCGACGAUCAAAGUCAAGAAUCUCGACGAAUUCGUCACCAAUGAACUGCUGCACGCAGCCUUCUCCAUCUUCGGCGAAGUCGAGAGAUGCGUCGUCGUGGUCGACGAUCGUGGAAAACCGCUGGGCGAGGGAAUCGUUGAAUAUUCUCGCAAGAAUGGAGCCAUGUUGGCUAUCAGAAAAUGCACUGAAAAUUGCUUCUUCCUCACAUCGACGUUACGCCCCGUGCUUGUUGAGAUGUACGAAGCCAACGAUGAUAUCGAUGGACACUCUGAGAGGUUCAUCAACAAGAAACAUCAUGAUUUCUACAACAAGCGAUCGGUGGGGCCACGGUUCGCCAAGCACGACAGUUUUGAGCACGAGUACGGUCUGCGCUGGAAGAAUCUGUAUGAAAUGUACAAUCAAAAGGUGGAUAACCUUAAGAAGGAACUGCAGAUCGAUCAGGAAAAGCUCGUGGCUCAAAUGGAGCUGGCCAGGUACGAGCAUGAGACAGCUAUGCUGCGUGAUCAGUUGCGCGCCAGAGAAAUGGACAUGGACAGACAGAAGAAGGAAUGGGAAAUGAAGGAGCAGCAAGCUGACGAGGCUAGGAGAGUGGCUGAACAAGAGAUGCGCCAGCAGGAGCAAGAAAUGCAAGCCAGGAUGAUUCAGCAAGACGAAGACAUGCGUAGAAGACAAGAAGAGAACAAACUCUUCAUGCAAGCACAACAACUGGACAAUAUGUUGAACCAUCAAGAACAGGCUUAUGAACAAGAUGAUACUCGUUUCGAGAUGAACGAUCAGAACAGGUAUGAGCACGAUAUGCGCAGAGGUGGAGGAUACCAAAAUUAUCAAGGUGGAAGAGGAAACGGUCGUUGGAACGACAACCGCAAUGAUUACUACAAGAGGCGUCACUACUAAGAGAGGCAGACUAGUGAGAAAACUAUCUUGUGUGUCAUUAUCGUUCAGUGGCAAACAACA
Messenger RNA from Nicrophorus vespilloides, 1744 nucleotides. Its product is annotated as hrp65 protein-like. Gene Ontology annotation, molecular function: RNA binding. The record is from RefSeq and is a predicted model, not a curated record. The coding region runs from base 161 to 1684 and encodes 507 amino acids. NCBI's taxonomy places the organism in Eukaryota, Metazoa, Arthropoda, Insecta, Coleoptera, Silphidae. The transcript has 2 exons. Gene Ontology annotation, cellular component: nucleus. Gene Ontology annotation, biological process: regulation of DNA-templated transcription.